Cephus cinctus (wheat stem sawfly) is the source of this 3633-nucleotide messenger RNA. RefSeq lists its product as uncharacterized. Lineage: Eukaryota; Metazoa; Arthropoda; Insecta; Hymenoptera; Cephidae. The record is from RefSeq and is a predicted model, not a curated record. The transcript is spliced from 3 exons. Bases 595 to 1668 code for a protein of 357 amino acids.
AUAUGCAGCUUUUUACGAAACUCUCGGGUUUUCCUUCACUGGCCCCUGCCCAAGACCUCACGAUAUACGCGCAUGCAUACGUGUAUCUCUCUUAGCAGUAUCCGGGUUUGAAGCUAGAUGUCGAUAGAUAUAGUUGACGAGCACUGAUUAUACUGCGCAAUUGCUAUUGCCUUUGGACACACUAAUCCCAUCAGCCGUUAGAAUCAACGUUCCACAAGAGACUUGGUUGACUGCGCUCUUUGUGACUUUUCCUAUUGUUGCUAUCUUUUGGCAUCUAUUAUACGUCAAUUUACACUGACGACUCGUGAUAAUUAAUCUUUCAGGUGUUUUUCAGGACUUGCUUAGAAUUAGAAAUUCGCUUAAUCGAAAAAUGUAUUUCUACUGAGCCGUACCACAUUCUUUAUCUUGGAGUGAACGUUUGAUAGUACGGGUCAUAACUGUCACUAUCAAACUCUUGAUAAGACUUUUUUAUUCUGCUUGCAGUAGCAUAUUGGACAUUGUUUCAGUGAAAGUGAAUAAACUAUCGUUACACCUCUCUUCUGUGAAUUUAUAACUCUCCAACGGUACUAGGUAAUAAUAUCGUUCUCUGAUAAAAUGCGAAAUCGUCAAGAGGAUAGCAUCAAAUUUAUAAAAGAAGAACUGAUAGCGGAAAUGGUGCACGAUCGCUGCUUUUGCGAAGCAGGCUCACGAGAAUUCGUGGAACUCGAAUCAGUUUGCGUGGAACCUUUGCAGAAGUUAGAGAUCUCUACAGUAUGUGAAUUUUAUCAAGUCGAUGCGAUUAUACGAUUUUCUGGAGAAGAGAAAAAUUUUUCAUUGAUCGUAAAGCUCCUGCCAGUUGUGCCGCAACAUGAGAACGCUUACGAGCUAUUCCAGAACGAGGAAUUGUUCUACAGUAAAAUUUCUAUGAAAUAUGAUAUAGAAAUUUCACCAAGAUGUUAUCUCUCGGACAUGGGAAGAUAUGGAAGACCAGCCAUUGUUCUAGAGAAUCUUGAAGCUCGAGGAUAUCAACGAGUUUAUGGAAAAUUGGAUAACGAUCUCCUGGAGUUGUGUCUUAAACGUAUUGGAAAAUUUCAUGCGAGAGGCCUUCGACUCAAAACCGAAAAGUUUAAUUUGUUUAGAGAAUUUUUUGCAAAGUUUCUCGAAACUCUAUUCACCGAUCAAAACUCCUUAAUAUUUUCAAGAAAACAUUCCAGGGUUCUAGAGUACUUGAAGUCUUUGCCGGAAUCGGAUCCAGCUAGGAAACAUGGUGAGAUUCCGAGUCGAAAUUUGUAUGAGAGGAUAAAAGAAUUAACGGAAGAAGUAAAGGAGGAUUCGACGAUUUGCCACGGUGAUUUGUCUUCAGGAAAUCUACUGUUUAAAUACGAGAAUGGAAAACCCAUCGACCUCAAGAUAAUCGACUGGCAAACCAUGAGAUACUCUUCGGCCUCCAUUGAUCUAGGUCCCAUCCUCUUUAGAAAUCUAUCAGUGGAAAAUGCUUCGGAGAGCAUACCGAAAUUUCUGAAAAUUUACUUGGACGCAGUGACCAUGGAAUAUCCAGGCGGACCGCUCGAGCGGCUUCAAACGGAAUUUCUCUCGAAGCUUCUGUACACCUAUGUUAUCUUAUCGCUGGACGAAAGUAUCCCGGUGGAGACGUUAAUGGAAACGUUACGGCAGUCCGUGCGCGUUUAGCUGGCCUCGAUUGAGAGUCGGAUAAAAUCAACGGACGGAUGCCGAGGAAAAGAAUUACAAGGAGUAAUAUCUGAAAGACACGUAGUUCGAUUGUCCCGUCUGCUCGGGAGAGUGGAGUGCGAGAGAGAAAGAGGGAAAGCUAUUCGUGCUGUCAACUGAAUUCGAUGGAGUUCAUAUGCUGAGGGAAACUGUGGCGUUACUCUCACGUCUAACGUAGAUGAUCUAACUAUAAUUGUGUUUGUAAACUGCCUAACCAAUUUGCAUUUGAGGAGGAUGAAUACGGAGACCCCUAGAUCACGCUGCACGAUGCUCUUCGACAAAAUGCCGGCGUCGAUACGUCCUAGACUGUUUUCAAGUAUCGAUAGUCCUUUUCAAUCACUGAUUCCCAUAUAUUUCAUUAGAUUGUAAUAGGAUACAGGAUUAAGUUUCUGGAGGUACGUCAGAAGUAGGUGCCCCAGCGAGUCUCGAUGUAUCGUUUAUGGGUGCCGUUUGAACAGUUUCUGGAGAUAUAGCAUUUUCUUGAUGUAUCGAAAUUGGUCCAGAUUCACCUGGCCAUCUUGCAGGAAGUGAUAUUCCUGGCAAGAUCCAGUAAACAAGUCCCAGGAUUAUGAAGAAAAUCAAUGAGGAAACUAAAAUUCGUCUUUUCUUGCAUGCUGCGAUUACGGUUCUACAUGGAUUUAAAUUCUUCCUUAUCUCUGGACAAGGGGAGGAUGUCACGGGUCUUGCAGAAGCAACGGAUUUGUAAGGUAAUGAAGCAUUGUACGCUGUACGUUGCAUAGGAAAGAGCCAACCCAUUGAUACUGAAAAUUUUUAGCAGACUAAAUUUGAUUGUAACGCCCUAAUGUAUCUGAAUUUUGUUUUUAUGCCCUGCCCUGAAGUCUGCGCGUGAACCAAUAGAAUGUCAAUAUUCAGGAGUGCGAGACUUUUCCUGUUUUCCAUAAGCGGUUAAAACUUUCAAAGGGGUUGAUUCUCUCCCUGAGGGAUGGAGCCACCCUUCGUUUUCAUUAUUACUCCUUGCCUCAGUCUUUAUGAGAUCCGGUGCUUUGGAAAUGCCCGCACAAGAAAAAUCUGAUUUACUUAACCAAGUGUAAUUCUUUGAGUUUGCUAAAAGGCGGAAACCCCCCCUAGUGGAUAGUUUAAAUUCCGGUUCAACCGAAAAAAAAAAAAAAUGGAAAUAUUCUCUCUGGAGUUGGUUAACAUCUAACGGUGAGUGGUGUUUAUCCCACAGGGUUUCACAAAUUACCUAUUCAUGCAACUAUUUUCAACCUAAAGGUAUACAUGCGGUUAUAUCGUGCUUUCGAAACACUUUGAAUUUAACUAAAGCGCUAUGAGAAUUUGGUAUUUACGUUUUUCUACCACAGAAAAUGUACAAGUCUGGAUAAGAAGUACUCCGAAGCAUUCCCUAAAUAGAAGAUCGAUACCUCUCAAUAUAAAUAUUUGCGUAGAUUUCUAUGAUAAAUGAAUAUCCAAUAUAUUUGGAGUUCUUUGUCGCAUAUAAUAUUAUAAAGUGAUAGAAGUAAACUCCCGUUAAAAAAAAUAUUCAUAGUUCCCAGUAUACCUACAUGACGUAUAGACGCUAUCAAAUCCUAUUUAAUUUAAUAAAUGAUUAAUUUGAAGAAAAUAUUCUCAAACAUAAUCCGCACUACUGCGAGGCAAUUGACUUGAACGCCGCGGAUCGUUUGCAUAAUGAUCGUUCAGGCAACGAUGGGAGAAUUACUAUCGCUACUCCUGCGAGAUAUCGUCUAUCCAUUAAAGGAAUCUGCGCAUCACCUGACAUCAGAUUCAACCAGAAAAUCAUCUUCAGCCGGAGAAAAGCAGCUGCAAACCUUCCAGUCCAACUGGAUAUCAUUAAUCUUGAGAGACCUGGAGGCCCUUAAACUGAGUGCAUUAGCAGACAAUAUCGAAUACAAGAUACGAUAUUUGUUUUUCUUGCAAUCAUCAAAUAUAUCUCCUUGUAUGCCCUCA